AUGUCACUUCCCGUGGGUUACGCCCUCCACGUGGGUGUCCCCUUCGUGUCCACCUACCUGCACCUGCGUGAAACCGCCGGCCUCUCCGUACGAACGCCGGAGCAAGCGAUCGCCGCUCUGCAAGGGAGCUGGGCCGCCUGCUACGUCGUCCGUACGGAGGCUACUAGUACGGCCUCGGAUGCCCCGUCGUCAUCGUCCUUGUUGUCGUCCGCAUCCACCGCUCCGAAGCCACCCGACCCCGAGAUCGUCGCUAUGGGCCGCGUGCUUGGCGACGGCGGCUGGUACUUCGUCGUUGCCGAUAUGGCUGUCCACCCGCUCCAUCAACGGCGCGGGCUCGGGGACGUCAUGUUGAAGCAUCUCCUGUGGGAAAUCACGGCCAGGGCACCUCCGCAGCCGUACGUCUGUCUGUCGGCCGACGCGGCGGGACGCAGGCUAUAUGCGCGGAACGGGUUCGUGGAGACGGCACCGCAGUCGGUGGGCAUGGUCUGGCGGCCGGAAUGA
Molecule: messenger RNA, 501 nt
Organism: Aspergillus affinis
Lineage: Eukaryota; Fungi; Ascomycota; Eurotiomycetes; Eurotiales; Aspergillaceae
Product: GNAT family N-acetyltransferase
Exons: 1
Coding region: 1-501 (166 amino acids)
Molecular function (GO): acyltransferase activity, transferring groups other than amino-acyl groups
Source: RefSeq, a predicted model, not a curated record